This is a messenger RNA of Carassius gibelio (silver crucian carp), 3524 nucleotides long. Its product is annotated as homeobox protein TGIF2. Gene Ontology annotation, molecular function: RNA polymerase II cis-regulatory region sequence-specific DNA binding; DNA-binding transcription factor activity, RNA polymerase II-specific. Lineage: Eukaryota; Metazoa; Chordata; Actinopteri; Cypriniformes; Cyprinidae. The transcript is spliced from 3 exons. The record is from RefSeq and is a predicted model, not a curated record. Bases 290 to 1408 code for a protein of 372 amino acids. Gene Ontology annotation, biological process: regulation of transcription by RNA polymerase II.
GGGCCCUUAUUGGCCCCUGAAGCGUGGAGGAGGGACCUAGAGCCUGUCAUUGAAGGACGGACGGAGGGAGAGAGAAAGAAAGAGAGUUUGCUGGAGCUGCAGGUAAACGGAUGUCAUCAAACACUGAUGACUAAUGAGCAGAUUCCUUGAUUACUGGAGCUUCUCUUCUGAUCGGCUGCGCGCGCGCGUGUGAGUGAGGGUGUGCGCGCGUGAGGAACACUCUCCGCUUGACGAGGACCCGCGUUUGCACACCAGCAACUUCCAACAGUCUUUUUUUUCAGCAUCCAAGAUGAAGCCCAACAAAAGAGCUUUUGAGGAGGACCAGAACGGAGACACUGAGUUUUCUGCCAUGUCAGACAGCGACCCGUGUGAAGACGACAGUUACCCUCUCAACCUGUCCACCAGCGGCAGAAGAAGCGGGUCCGCAGCCAAACGGCGCCGCAGAGGAAACCUCCCCAAAGAAUCUGUUCAGGUUCUGAGGGAAUGGCUUUAUGAGCAUCGCUUCAAUGCUUAUCCAUCAGAGCAGGAGAAGCUGAGCCUGUCUGAACAGACACAUCUCUCUGUGUCACAGAUCUGUAACUGGUUCAUAAAUGCCCGGCGGAGGCUCCUGCCAGACCUGCUCAGGAAAGACGGCAAAGACCCCACUCAGUUUACAAUGUCACGGCGCACUAGCAAACCAGACAGAUCUGCCUCCCCGGAAUGCCCCACCUCUUCGGCCCGCCCCUCUGUUAUUUGCCCUGCCCCCACUUUGGAUUUGAGGCUGUUGGGUAACACUGCAACGGCAAUUUUGGCCGGAGCCGGCUGCUUGCCAUCAUCAGGAAACCAAGAUGGUAUUCAGGCUCUGAUGCAGCUGGACACUCGAGGUCUGCUUAGACGGGAAGGUCUAACCGGAGACCAGUACCUGACGACCAUCCCACUAACUUCUACCUUUGUCCCAACCCUGGGAGCGGUGAGCCCGACUGGGCUCCUGUUCAACACACCUCCGCCUACCCCACCGGAGCUUUGCCCUCAAGAUUUCAGCGAUCUGAAGCUUCUGGUAGACGCGGCCCUGCAGCGAGCGGCCGAGCAAGAAAUCAGUCAGCAAAAAGAACAAACAAUGCAGCAGCAACCAAGCGAAAGUUCAAGAGCGAUCGUACAGAAUUGCAAUUCGGAGACUCCUUCAAGGGACGAAUCCAAUGUUGCACCGAGCUUAACGGAGAACGCAGUAUUGCAAGUGUCGCUUCCCGUCAUGAGCCAUGCUUUUCCAGGCCUUCCAGUUGAUCUAAGCAAAGCUGGUGUCUCUGAUGCGGAAUCUGGAAGCAUUGCGUCUUCUGGGAUGUGGAGCGUCCGACAACCUGGUCCUCCUGCGAAUGUGGUAUCACACACAUGGGUUUCGCAGUACACACGUAAUACGGAAGCGGUUAACUAAAAACUCUAGCAGACCAGCUCACGUUAGACUCCAUUUGUUUGCUAAUUUUUGUUAUAAAACACUUGAGCAGAUGGAAAACUGCCUCCCCAAAUGGUUGUCAUGGAUGUCACUUUGGGAGAUUCAGGAGUGAAGCUUCUCUACACCACAAUAUAUUUUAAAGCGUUUACCUUUUUAACUACAUGAAGUUUAUGGGCAUGCAUAAAGUGCUCUUUGAAAAAGAAUCCAGCAUUUCAGACUCUGGGAUCUUCAAGACCAGGUGGAGGUCCUUUCUGGCAAAAUAUUUCUAUGUGCAAACACCAGCAAACUUCAAGCCUUGCAACUCAGGUUUACAGCCAAGAGAUUUUCAUUUAAACAUUUGUUAUUGAAGUGGCCUUGCAUUGUUUUCGAUAAAGAAGCUCCACAUAUGGUUGCUCUUGCCUGUUAGCAUCAGUAUAUUCACAUAUAGCAUGUGUGCAUGCUUAACUUCUUUGAGAUCAGUGAAUGCAAAGACCAGCAUGCAUUGUAAAAAAGUUAUCAGAGAUUGGCAAUCAAAAUGCUUUCUUGGAUUAAAUACUUUGCUUCGAAUUUUCCUGAAAGCCACUGCUGACCAAGCCUCUACUUCAACAACUUUAGCUUUAAAAGUCUUUCCCAAUAGUGUUUGUAAGUUGUCAUAUCUCCUGCACUUUAUAGUCUCGUCGUUAUGCUAGGACCGUCUGUCUGGUCUUAGAGUAAGGUCAGAGUGCUCUCUAAUGUGCCAUGACGUAUGUCUGUCAUGAAAUGGAUCGUACUGCAGAGAAUCAUCCCUUACGUCUUGUGUCUGUCUGAGAUGUGGGAGGGAGGUCAUCUCAAAGACGGAGCCGGCAUUGAUUUUCUUCACUUCUCAUGAAACGUGAUCGUAGGGCUGUAACUUUCUUUUUUGCUGAAAAGAUUAUUGUUCUGACAGUAUUGUUGGGGUAAUGUAGAUUAUCAGCAUUAAUUAUUGUGAUUAGCAUGGAUGUGUUAGUGAGAAUAAGCAAAUUUAUUGGAAAGACUGAAACAUAUUUUUCUCUUUAUGCUAAGUGUUAUGCAUUUCCAACAUGAAUUUAAAGUCUGUUCGUACCUCUCUGAGAUAAACUCAAGUAGUGCUUUCUCUAUCAUAAUCUGUGAAUGUAUCUAGAGAACUAACAAAUAUUAUUUAGAAAUGACCGAAAAUUCGUUCCAGUGAUUUUAUGAGCUAUUACCUCUGUUUCUUUCUGUUUUUGGACACUAGAGAUCCUAGAUGCAUUAUGAUUUUAUGCUUGUAGUUUCAAUGAAACUGAGAAUGUGUACAGAUACAUCUUUCUAACCUCAUAGUAUUUUUAUAAAGCGGUUCACGUAAUUUCAAUUUCUCACAAACAUGCCAUAAUUCUGAUUAGUUUGCUAAGGGAAGUUCUCAUUGAGGUCAGUGCAAAGGUUAGAGUUCACGUUCUGUAGUACUUUACAUUUUUCAUGUUGUUUUUCAGUACAUCUCAGGUUUGUUUUCAUUUGACCUUUCCUUCAUUGGUUUGAGUUGUUUUAGUUUCCUUCUGACAUCACAAAGGGAGUUUUUAAUUCUAUUCUAGAAGGUGCCUCUUUUUUUAAGCCAUGUUUGAGCUGAUUAUGAGAAUCUGUCAUAUUGUAGCAUCACAAACUGUAUUACAGCUCUAAAUAACUAACACUUCAAAACCACUGUGACCAUUCGGUUAGUUACUGGAACAGUGAAAGGUACUGGAAGUAACUCUAUUUUUCAUAUAAUAUACUCUAUUUUUUCACCUAAGUCAGAAAGACCGAUAUUAAUAUUCCUGCGACUGUAUUAUUGAUGUUCUUAUUGCAAAAAGUCUUUUCUAGAUGUCAGUGUGAAACAUGUAAAUAUCAUUCAGGUUUUUGUCUGGUAUAGACCUGUUUUGAUUGUGUAUGCAUCAAAUAUGUGUAGCUCUCUCCUGUAUGACCAAAUACAUGGAUUUUUGUUUAAUGAUCUUGUGUGUGUAUGUAUAACUGAGGACAGUAAAACUGGCAUUUUUGCCUCACCUGCUUCCUUAGAAAACCACCUUUGGACUAGUCUGUGCAAUAUAUGCCUUAAGAUUUUAUUUGAUGUCCUUUUGUACAAGCAUUACAGAAAAAUAAAGCUUUGUUUUUCAUA